Molecule: messenger RNA, 576 nt
Organism: Camelina sativa (false flax)
Lineage: Eukaryota; Viridiplantae; Streptophyta; Magnoliopsida; Brassicales; Brassicaceae
Source: RefSeq, a predicted model, not a curated record
GUGGCACUCGUGCUCCCUAACCUCAAAGGAAAACUCAACGGGAUCGCUCUUCGUGUACCAACACCAAACGUAUCAGUGGUUGAUCUCGUUGUGCAGGUCUCAAAGAAGACUUUUGCUGAGGAAGUUAACGCUGCUUUCAGAGACUCCGCUGAGAAAGAGCUUAAAGGUAUACUCGAAGUCUGCGAUGAGCCACUUGUGUCCGUUGACUUCAGAUGCUCUGAUUAUUCUACAACCAUUGAUUCAUCUCUCACUAUGGUUAUGGGAGAUGACAUGGUUAAGGUGAUUGCUUGGUAUGAUAAUGAAUGGGGUUACUCACAGAGGGUUGUUGACUUGGCUGACAUUGUUGCCAACAACUGGAAGUGAUUUUAGUAACCAUUUGAUUGAAAUCGACUCUUGUUUCGUCAUGUUUUCCCAUUUUUUCUCUUCUCUUAUAUACAUUAUGAUUCUCAAAAUUUCGGGCAAGACUGUAUAAUUAUAGCCAUGAGUUAUGGAUUUGUAAUAAUGAUAAACUCGAAAAAAAAAAAAAGAUGUAAUAGAUAUAUUACCUGAAGCAUUUUGGAAACAUUCCCAGCACCA